AUGACCCGUAAGAGACGUGUGGCUCGAACAUUGACUAUACCCAUAUUUCUAGCGGUUGUCAUCUCUAUAUUUACUGGAGUUGUCCAGAUUAUCUACACGCGGUAUCUCCUCUCGUCAAGAGUGAAUGUGAUAAAGUUGGUUGGGGGACGGAUUCAGACAGCAGGGAACGUGAUAGCAUCACGACUGAGGCGAUUGCAAGGGGUCGAUGCAUCUAAAUAUGAAUUGCUGAUGUCGCGGUUUGAACAGCAACCGUUUAGGGCUUUGUACACUGUGUUUGGUCCUAGUAUAGGUGAGUGUGUUUGGUGUGAUUUCAAGUUGUCUAGUGAAAUUUAUGUUGACGAACACACUCGCUAUCAGUUAAUCCAGUAUAUUGCACCAGAAGUUCUCUGGCCCUAUAUUGUCAAUGCGGCAGUGACCCUAUUCAGUACAUCGCUUUGGACUAAGGAAACACGAAACUUGCGAACCCCAGCCAUUAUUUGUCUGGCUCUUGCUGCGGCAUACGACCUAUAUGGCUUCGCAACUUAUUCAUAUACUGAAAAUUCCGAACUUACCAACCCCGAUUGGUUUUAUUGGCGUCAGUUUAUGUAUCGUGGAUACAUCUUGUUUGCUUAUAAUGGGGUUAUGGCUUUGUUGUAUUUCCUUGCGGGCACUGGUCGCCUCUUCGACACAGAAGACCCAGUUGAUACUAAGUUGAUUGCCGCACGAGAUUUACUAAACGAUGCUGUACAUAAGUCUCAGGUGGAGAAUGCUCUUCGCUCCGUAGUUAGAGAGUCGGAUUAUUAUAGGAACAAGCAUAACACAUAUUGGAAGCACAAUACUGAACUACGAAGCCAAUUUGAUGACGACGUCGAAGUCCAGGAGGCUAGAGAUAACGGUAUGGAAAGAAUGAAUGUGGGCCGUCGUCGAAGUGAAUAUCUCGCCCUGGUUAAUAGCUACGCUUGA
Sugiyamaella lignohabitans is the source of this 942-nucleotide messenger RNA. RefSeq lists its product as uncharacterized. The record is from RefSeq and is a predicted model, not a curated record. The transcript has a single exon. Bases 1 to 942 code for a protein of 313 amino acids. NCBI's taxonomy places the organism in Eukaryota, Fungi, Ascomycota, Dipodascomycetes, Dipodascales, Trichomonascaceae.